AACAAAUCUUCCCGUGACAUCGGGAAGCCGGGUUCAAUACGGCUUUAACUCUCAGUGGCCCUGAUAAACCCAACAAAGCAAGAAGACUUUAUCACGAUGGAGAAUAUUCCCAAGGACUUGCGAAAUCUUCGUUCCUGUCUUGUUUGCUCUCUCGUUAAGACUUUGGAAAUGUUUGAGACUGAUGGCUGCGACAACUGUGAUGAAUUUUUACGCAUGAAACAAAAUCGUGACCAAGUUUAUGACUGUACGUCUUCAAAUUUUGAUGGCUUCAUUGCCCUGAUGAGCCCAGAGGAUAGCUGGGUUGCAAAAUGGCAACGCAUAAAUCGUUGCUGUAGGGGAAUGUAUGCCAUCUCCAUCACUGGUCGUUUGCCAGCAGCAGUUGUACGAGAAAUGAAAUCCCGUGGAAUGAAGUAUAGGUCAAGAGAUAUGACAAAGUUGUAAAAUAAGACGUCACUCAAAGGAGGAUAAUUUUAUAUUUUCUUUACUUAAUGUAUUCUCUAGUAAUAUCAGAACAAAUGUUCUUAAGUAUUAAUAAAGAAGUUUAGCACA
Cherax quadricarinatus is the source of this 549-nucleotide messenger RNA. It is a transcript of the gene spt4, whose product is annotated as Transcription elongation factor subunit spt4. Lineage: Eukaryota; Metazoa; Arthropoda; Malacostraca; Decapoda; Parastacidae. Gene Ontology annotation, biological process: regulation of transcription elongation by RNA polymerase II; transcription elongation-coupled chromatin remodeling. Gene Ontology annotation, cellular component: DSIF complex; nucleus. The record is from RefSeq and is a predicted model, not a curated record. Gene Ontology annotation, molecular function: RNA polymerase II complex binding; zinc ion binding.